AUGACAGCUGCUCGACGACUUCCCACGAUCCAACGCCGAACCUUCCUCCCCGAUCAGUAUACCGACAAGAAGGUCAUUGACCAGAAGUACCCCGAGCCUCCCAGCUUGAGCGAGGCUGAGGACCCCGGAAUGAACGGAGGCUACAUCAACCCUCCCCGAAUCAAGCGACAGUUCCGUGAUCCUCAUGCGAACUGGUGGGAUCCUCAGGAGCGACGAAACUUUGGUGAACCCAUCCACGAGGAUAACGAUGUUCUUGGAAUCUUUUCUCCCUGGGAGUAUACCUGGACUACCGCUGGUCCUGGUGCAGUCAUGGUCGGAACUUUUAUCGCCGUUUUCCUGAGCGUUACGGGAGUUGUCUACCUUAACUAUCCCGAUCGACCUGCCUAUCCCCGAGAGUUUGAGGGUGGUCUGGAACGAGAGCUUGGUGGCCCUGGAGCUACAAGGGCUCGCAUGGAGGGUGACGAGGAACCUUGA
Molecule: messenger RNA, 474 nt
Organism: Fusarium subglutinans
Lineage: Eukaryota; Fungi; Ascomycota; Sordariomycetes; Hypocreales; Nectriaceae
Product: NADH dehydrogenase (ubiquinone) 1 beta subcomplex 8
Exons: 3
Coding region: 1-474 (157 amino acids)
Cellular component (GO): mitochondrion
Source: RefSeq, a predicted model, not a curated record